UGCAUGCUUGUGGCAUGUCAUUCCAUGCGUCGUUACUAACAGUAAAAAUGGCGCUUGCUGAAGUUUGUGGUAUUAAUUCGAUUGUGGAUUUCAAUUCAGUAAGCGAAUACGAUAAAUCUCAAGAGCACGUUUUAUCCUACACCAAAAAUUUUCUUAACAAUCUAGACCUUGCGUUACCACCGUUUCCAAGUAGUGCCGAUAAUUUGUCAUCGUUUACUAAUGGAGUGGAUGAUACUGGAAAGCAUAUAAAAAUAAAAUUUGAUCAUGGGACAACGACCCUUGGUUUCUUAUACAAAGGUGGCGUCAUUCUUGCAGUUGAUUCAAGAGCUACGGGUGGCCAAUUCAUUGGGUCUCAAUCGAUGAAGAAGAUUGUUGAAAUCAAUGACUACCUUCUGGGAACUUUGGCUGGGGGUGCAGCAGAUUGCGUUUAUUGGGAUCGAGUAUUAGCAAAGCAAUGUCGUAUGUAUGAAUUAAGAAAUAGGGAACGAAUUUCUAUUGCUGCUGCAAGUAAAUUGUUGUCCAAUAUGGUAUAUAAUUACAAGGGUAUGGGAUUAUCAAUGGGUAUGAUGCUUGCCGGUUAUGAUAAACGUGGCCCAGGGCUAUAUUAUGUCGAUUCAGAGGGAACGCGUACACCUGGUAAAGUAUUCAGCGUUGGUUCUGGAUCCAUAUAUGCAUUUGGUGUACUAGAUGCUGGAUACGACUGGAAUUUGUCCGAUACAGAAGCUUAUGAACUAGGUAGACGUUCCAUUUAUCAUGCCACUUUCAGAGAUGCCAGUUCUGGUGGUAUUAUAAGAGUUUAUCAUAUGAAAUCCACUGGAUGGGUACACAUUUCUACCGAAGAUUGCAAAGACUUACAUUAUGCGUAUGAAGAAGAGAAAGAAAAGGCAUCGAAGUGAUUUCGUUUACUUAAUUUAAACAUCAUGGGUCAACUGACCUUUCAAUAAAAUUAUUUGUACCGAA
Messenger RNA from Orussus abietinus, 960 nucleotides. RefSeq names its product proteasome subunit beta type-5 (gene Prosbeta5). Gene Ontology annotation, cellular component: proteasome core complex. The coding region runs from base 15 to 896 and encodes 293 amino acids. The record is from RefSeq and is a predicted model, not a curated record. The transcript is spliced from 5 exons. Gene Ontology annotation, molecular function: threonine-type endopeptidase activity. NCBI's taxonomy places the organism in Eukaryota, Metazoa, Arthropoda, Insecta, Hymenoptera, Orussidae.